GUACACGUUUUGUGUGUUAGUGUUCAUUAGUUUUGAUUUAUAAAAAUUGAUACUAUUUAUUUAAACUUUUAUAUUGUUAAAUAUGAAUUUUCUAAACUGUUUUAUAUUAAUCGUUAUUUUAAUUCAAUCACUACUGUCAAAUUUUGUAUUAACCAAUUUAAACGAAUAUCAAAAAAUUCAACGUCUUAAUGAAAUACUUGCGAAUGUGGACAUACGGGAUAAAUUCAAGAAUAUAAAAGUUAUACAUGGAGAUCUAAGAUUACCAGUUGAUAAAAUCUUUGAUAGUAACGACAAUAUAAAUAUACAUCAGAAUAAUACACAAUUUGUUGAAAUGCCUGUUGAAUUACUUUCGUCAACAUAUUUGCAUGUUAAUUUAAGCAAUUAUAAAAAAAAGUGGUUAUGAAUUAAUCUGUGAAGAUGAAAUAAAAACACAAGAUAGAACAAUGACCUUACAAAUAAAGAAUUUGCUUAUAAGAAAAAUCAAUGAAUAUAAAGAAUUAGCACGUAGACUUCGGUUGUAUGUAUUGUUUUUUAAAAGUUUAUUCCCUGAUGGUAAAGAUAUUGUAAGUUCCACUGACGCACUUUUUUCAAAACUAUCGUCCAUAAAAAAUAUGCCAAUUCCUAAAGAUGAUGAUUUGUUUGCAAAUAAUUUGAAAAAAUCAUUAGAUAAAUCAUUUAAGGAUUUGAGUAAUUCUGCAAAAAAUUCAUGUUCUUAUGAAAACAUUAUUAAUCGCAUAAAUUCAUAUUUAAAAGAAUACUAUGAUUAUAAAUUAGCUAAUGCAGAUUAUAAGGAAAGCUUUGCAGAAUGUAUGAUUGCUAUCUUUGACGAAUAUGUAAAACAAACUUAUGAUUUAUUUACACUGUUGACAUUAAAUAAAGUAACUAUUGAUACACAAUAUUCAAUUACCAAUUAUUAAUGUUUAUAAAACAUAUAUGAAA
Daktulosphaira vitifoliae (grape phylloxera) is the source of this 939-nucleotide messenger RNA. RefSeq lists its product as uncharacterized. The transcript has 2 exons. Lineage: Eukaryota; Metazoa; Arthropoda; Insecta; Hemiptera; Phylloxeridae. The coding region runs from base 444 to 917 and encodes 157 amino acids. The record is from RefSeq and is a predicted model, not a curated record.